Molecule: messenger RNA, 1586 nt
Organism: Cooperia oncophora
Lineage: Eukaryota; Metazoa; Nematoda; Chromadorea; Rhabditida; Trichostrongylidae
Source: the annotation of a GenBank genome assembly
AUGGUCUUACCGGAUCAGGCUAGGAGCAGGCUUUGUACCGCUCAAAACAAAUGUUUAUUUCUAGGUAGAAGCUGUGGCGCUGCCCGAGAAACGAGCUCCUGGGAAACUUGGAUCAAAGUACGAACUCGUGACCAACUUGACUGCCAUACUAACAAUUUCACGACCACUUCAGAAUUGAAGCCAAAUGUGCCGUAUUACAAGUACGACGUGCGCAUGUACAUCGUGUACAAGGGGAAUGAUGGACGAGAGCACUUGAAGGAACUAACCAAGCAAACGAAAGACGAUUUCCCUGAACAGGAACGCAAAGUCGCCGCGGUAGCUGUAUACAAGCAUAUUUUGAAGUCUUUCGCAGACGUUUUCCCUAAGGAUGGGACUUUCUUCUAUGACAGGGCUGCUGUUCUCUUUUCAGCUCAGAGGGAACUUAAACUCGGAGGAGAGGAAAAAGUGAUGAUGUUGCCCGCAAGUCUGGUGCCAGCUGCCGGUAGCGAUGCUAUGGGUAUUCGUGUCGUCAUCAAAAAGGUCACUGAUGGAUACCAAGUAAGUUCAGUUAGCUUGUCGGCUGUGAAUGUCCGUGACUGCGAACGUGACAAAGGCAUUCUCGAAGUGCUGAACCUCGCAGUGGCGCAAAAAGGGUACACGGAGACGGACCAGUUUGUGACGUAUGGCUCCGGAGUUCACUACCUAUAUGACCAUCGUGACCUGGGCUUCAGGGAUAGUGAGCUGCCUAACCUCACGGAUGGGAAGUAUUCGGGGAUUGGAGUGACAAAGGCAGUGAAGGUUCUUGAAGGAGAAGGUAGCAAAACAGGAAGCGCCUUUGUUGUUACAGACGUAACCAAAGGUGCGUUUCAUGUGGAUGAACAGAACCUGCUCGAGAAAAUCUCGCAACUGUCCAUUUUUGUUGAUCCACGGACCGGCCAAUCAACAUUCACCGUGAAGGCAGCAAUGCAGCCGUACAAUAAGGAAAACAUUUUGAAGCAAAUCAAAGGUCUGUAUGUCAGAACGACGUAUGGAAAGAAAAAGACUUUUCCGAUUGGAAAUCUUGCGGAUGCUGCCAACGUAUUGAAGUUUGAAACUGCUGAUGGCAAGCAGUUAACAGUUGAGCAGUACUUUAAAGAGCACUAUAACAUCCAACUGAGGUAUCCAGGAUUCUUCACAGUGUCGGAGAGGCACAAUCCGCAUAGCCACUAUCCUGUUGAACUGCUCACAGUUGCACCUUCGCAGCGAGUCACACUUCAGCAGCAGACGCCCGAACAAGUUGCCUCCAUGAUCAAGGCAUCGGCGACGCUCCCCGAUAACCGUUUGCAUCAAACCAGGAAAAUGAAGGACGCCUUGGACAUCACUCCACGUAAUCCAAACCUCGCUAGUGCAGGCAUCAGUGUUGCGAAAGAAUUCACGACCGUCACUGGCCGUAUCCUACCGGCACCAACCAUCGUCUAUGCAGGGUCACAAAGCGUAAAACCAACGGACAAUUGCAAGUGGAAUGGAGAUCGCUCAAAGUUCCUGGAACCAGCUCAGUUGACGAACUGGGCUGUUUGUGCGACGUUGACGCAGAAUGACGCUCGCCGUUUAAAGAUAAAGUCAGUUGC